Molecule: messenger RNA, 1398 nt
Organism: Rhopalosiphum maidis (corn leaf aphid)
Lineage: Eukaryota; Metazoa; Arthropoda; Insecta; Hemiptera; Aphididae
Product: keratinocyte proline-rich protein-like
Exons: 2
Coding region: 151-1194 (347 amino acids)
Source: RefSeq, a predicted model, not a curated record
ACGGGUUCGACUGACUGGAUUCAUCAAUUUGUACACAAAUAACGUGGUGGGGAGGAUGGUACGCAUGUCUGCAGACUUGUAUAUAUAGUCCACCGACCGUAUCCAAUAAUCAUCAUUCAACGGGAUCACUUCCAAUAAUCAACACUAAACAUGAAAUUCGCAACAGCUCUAGUCACAUUGGCGGUCGUAGCCCUCGUCCGGGCCGACGCGUCCACUAACGAAAAGAAAUCGGCGAAACACGAAAAGAGAAGUUUAGGAGAAUUCGGAUUAGGACUUUCCGGUCUCGGCUACAGCUCUGGCCUCAGCUACGGAUCUGGUUUGGGCUACAGCUCCGGUUUGAAAUACGGUUCCGGGCUGGGCUAUAGCUCCGGUCUUGGCUACGGCUCUGGUCUCAGCUACGGAUCUGGUUUGGGCUACAGCUCCGGUUUGAAAUACGGUUCCGGGCUGGGCUAUAGCUCCGGUCUUGGCUACGGCUCUGGUCUCAGCUACGGAUCUGGUUUGGGCUACGGUUCCGGUCUAGGCUACGGUUCCGGUCUGGGCUACGGUUCCAGUCUAGGAUACUCCGCUGCCGCUGCCGCUCCAUUACCAACAACCGGCCCCAUUGUACCAAUCUCCAAGGAAGUGCACAUCAUCAACAAACACGCACAACCGGUGUCCGCCCCAUACCCAGUGCCAGUAACCCAUGACGUACCCGUCCCCGUACCACAUGCAGUGCCCUACCCGGUUGACAAACCAUACCCAGUACAUGUGCCAGCCCCAUAUCCAGUCCCAGUCGAAAGGCCCGUUCCAUACGCAGUCGACAGGCCCGUUCCUCACCCAGUGCCAUCGCCUUACCCAGUCCCAGUAGUUCGUGACGUUCCAGUUCCAGUGUCCAAGCCGUACGCAGUUCCAGUAGUCAAACAAAUUCCCGUACCAGUAGCUUCUCCAGUCAUCGUGCCCGCCGUCCACCACGCAGCACCAUUAGUCGCUUCCAGCUAUAGCACCGGACUUGCAUCUUCCGCAAUUGGUUACGGUUCCGGUUAUGGAAUCGGUCACGUCAGCCCAUCAAUCGGUUACGGACUCGGAUCUUCUGCCAUCAGUUACGGUGCAUCUUCAUACGGUGCAGGUAGCCUGUACAGUGGUUCUUUGGGACACAGUAGCCUAGGUUUAUCAUCGUACGGACAUGGUGCCCAUGGUUUCGAUUACAAGAAAUAAAACACUCGAAUGAUUCGCCUAUCCUGCAGAAAUACACUGCACUGACGACGGAUAUGCUUAGAUUUAUAUUUUACCGUGUAUAUUGUGUAUACACAUAUUUGUAUGUUCUUAGAUAAUUAUUUGAAAUUUUGUUUUUAUAUUUUCAAUAUUGUUAAUAACCGAUAGUUAUUGACUGACAUUAAACACAUAAUAAAUGUUUUUAAU